Molecule: messenger RNA, 3270 nt
Organism: Coregonus clupeaformis (lake whitefish)
Lineage: Eukaryota; Metazoa; Chordata; Actinopteri; Salmoniformes; Salmonidae
Product: transcription factor Sox-1a-like
Exons: 2
Coding region: 363-1256 (297 amino acids)
Biological process (GO): cell differentiation; anatomical structure morphogenesis; regulation of DNA-templated transcription
Molecular function (GO): DNA-binding transcription factor activity, RNA polymerase II-specific; RNA polymerase II cis-regulatory region sequence-specific DNA binding
Source: RefSeq, a predicted model, not a curated record
UGACUGAGCGCCAUGCAAAUCGCUCUGCUUCUAGAACGCCAUUGGCCGCUCGUGGCUCAUUUAACCGCUGUCAAGGCGCAUCGUAUGGCUGCGGCUUUAACUAACUUCUCAACUCUGACAGGGAAAGUGGCUCAAAGGCGCAUUCUGUCAGUGGAUGUGAACCAACAACCGGAGAGGAGAUAAAGCACGCACAGAACAUUUCUGCGAACCCCUCUUUCUUGGAUUAUUAAUUCAGUUUACAUUUAACUCUUUUUGAGGUGUAGGAUUGUUGAUCCCUCGUGUGCACCUGCUCUGCCAGACUCGCGCGCCGACUGAACUGACUUUUUUUUUCUCUGUUGUUUGAAAGUUUGAAAACCAGGUGAAUGUAUAGCAUGAUGAUGGAGACUGACCUCCAUUCCCCUGGACCCCAAACGAACACAAAUUCGGGCCAAACGGGACCGAACAGUGGAUCCAAAGCGAAUCAGGACCGGGUGAAGCGUCCGAUGAACGCGUUCAUGGUGUGGUCCCGUGGGCAGCGGAGAAAGAUGGCCCAGGAGAACCCCAAAAUGCACAACUCCGAGAUCAGCAAGCGGCUGGGCGCCGAGUGGAAGGUGAUGACUGAAGCGGAGAAGAGACCCUUCAUCGACGAGGCGAAGCGGUUACGAGCCAUGCACAUGAAGGAGCACCCGGAUUAUAAAUACAGACCAAGACGGAAGACCAAGACGCUGCUGAAAAAGGACAAAUACUCUCUGGCUGGUGGCCUGCUCUCUGGGGCUGGCGGUGGUGGAAUGGGUCUGGGGGUCGGGAUGGGUUCAUCCGGGGUCGGCCAGAGGUUAGAGAGCCCCGGGUGCCACGGGGGCUCCGCCAGCUCAGGCUACACGCACAUGAACGGCUGGGCGAACGGUGCGUACUCCGGGCAAGUGGCUGCAGCCGCUGCGGCCGCGGCGAUGAUGCAGGAGGCGCAGCUAGCUUACAGCCAGCACCCGGGCAGCGGGCACCACCAUCACUCACACCACCACCACCCGCACAACCCCCAGCCCAUGCACCGCUACGACAUGUCGGCGCUCCAAUACAGCCCCAUCUCGAACUCUCAGGGCUACAUGAGCGCCUCUCCGUCCGGCUACGGCGGGAUCACCUAUACGCAGCACCAGAGCUCUGGCGUCUCCUCCUCGGCUGCCAUGAGCACGUUAGGGUCGCUGGUGAAGUCAGAGCCGAGCGGUGUCCAGUAUGAGGACUGUCAUGAGGGACUGCCCAUGGAUCACCGUGGAGACCUGUGAUUGACAGACAGGCGCUAGUCCCCGUCUGGCUGGCUGGCUGGCAGGCCGUCAUUACGAUCAGCAGGAGGAGAUUUGCUAUACGGCGACAGGACCUUAUGAAAAAUGUCAUCGACCGCCAGAGCACCUGACUUCCUCCCCUCCCCCAAGUACCUCACCUAAUGUCACCUAAUGUUAUCUAAUUCCCAUAUUUAUCAUUCAAAUCAUCUAGAAUGCAGUUAGCUGCAACACACCCCCACAUACUGCAUUGACUUCCCCUAUGUACCAAUACCUCAACACAUCUCACUCAAACCCCCUUACACUUUUCACACCAUUCCCCAUGUACCUCAUCCCAUCCACUUUGGAACUCACCCAUCCUCCACCUGUCUGUCUCUAAUCACUCCCUACACCCCUCACCCUAACCGCCCCUCAGCCCACCCACCCCCUCCUCACCCCCAUGCACCUCAGCCAGCAUCCUAUCUUAAUACCCUGACUCCCUCUAUUGGCCUAUGUCCCAGCAGCGCUCUGCAUGUUAACAUUUCUAAACCCCCUCAAAUUGUGACUAAUAAACAUUUUCUAGCCUUCAGUUUAUUUGAACAGUCAGCCAGCCAUGCAUGCCAAAAAGCUAGCUAGAACAGACUGAGACAGACUGGCAGACUGGCACCCUGACCAGAGAGUAAGUGCUGUGUUUAUCCUCUUAUACGUACACCACCAGCUUACUGCGGUUUGGCAGGACAGUGACAACAGGACCAGCCAAUGCCUGGCAAACUGACUGGCUUCCGGGCUAGUUAGCACCUAGGAAGAGGUUCUAUAAAGAUAAAGGAGAAAAGAGAAGGAAUAUGUACUCAUCCUUCACCUGUCCAGUGAAGUCUUACCACUCAUCCUUCACCUCUCCAGUGAAGUCUUACCACUCAUCCUUCACCUCUCCAGUGAAGUCUUACCACUCAUCCGUCACCUCUCCAGUGAAGUCUUACCACUCAUCCUUCACCUCUCCAGUGAAGUGUUACCACUCAUCCUUCACCUCUCCAGUGAAGUCUUACCACUCAUCCUUCACCUGUCCAGUGAAGUCUUACCACUCAUCCGUCACCUCUCCAGUGAAGUCUUACCACUCAUCCUUCACCUCUCCAGUGAAGUCUUACCACUCAUCCUUCACCUCUCCAGUGAAGUGUUACCACUCAUCCUUCACCUCUCCAGUGAAGUCUUACCACUCAUCCUUCACCUCUCCAGUGAAGUCUUACCACUCAUCCUUCACCUCUCCAGUGAAGUCUUACCACUCAUCUGUCACCUCUCCAGUGAAGUCUUACCACUCAUCCUUCACCUCUCCAGUGAAGUCUUACCACUCAUCCUUCACCUCUCCAGUGAAGUCUUACCACUCAUCCGUCACCUCUCCAGUGAAGUCUUACCACUCAUCCGUCACCUCUCCAGUGAAGUGUUACCACUCAUCCUUCACCUCUCCAGCUCAUGGCCAAGACACAGUAUACAUUUUGGUGUCAUACAACUCUUCUAAAUUGAGUGAUACCACAAAAGAAACAAUACAUUUUUAAUAAACACUUUAAAAUUGCUUUCUGCUACCUCUCCUUGGCGCCACAGGAGAAAAUCUCAGAGAGGGAAUUAAAAUAGAGGAUAAUUGUAGAGUGCAAGGAGGAAAGCUGAGGAAAACUGUUAUGUGAGGCCACAAACAAACUAUAAUAUGUAAUUCACUCUUUAAAAUUGUUUUUCAUUCAUUUGAAUUCUGUUCCUCAAGCCUGUGUUUUUUAAUUAAUGUCAUUUAUCUGGGAGAUGCUUGAUGCAGUGGUUAGAUCUGUGGUAAGGAAAUACUCUACAGAUGUUAUGAAUGACGCAGUCUUUGAAAUAAAACUGGAAAAUCAAUUAAGCAUUUAAUCCAAUGUCGAGAUUUUGAUUGCAUAAAAAAUGACUUAAUCAAUCAUCUUUAUAUCAACGUAUUAAGUCUUGCCUCUGUACAUUUUGAGGAUUGACUGUAAAUCUGUCCCUUGCAAUAUACAUAAAAUGCAAUGCAAAAUAAAAUGAAGUCAUCUAA